Messenger RNA from Penaeus chinensis, 607 nucleotides. Its product is annotated as glycine-rich protein 5-like. The transcript is spliced from 2 exons. Bases 1 to 546 code for a protein of 181 amino acids. Lineage: Eukaryota; Metazoa; Arthropoda; Malacostraca; Decapoda; Penaeidae. The record is from RefSeq and is a predicted model, not a curated record.
AUGCGUCGUAGUCUCAUGGUGAUAAGCGUAGCCUUGAUGGCGACAGCGUAUGUGGCGAUGGCUGAUGGCGGAUACGGAAGUCGCCGAAGUGGAAGUGGAGGAGGCCACAGUGGAGGUGGAGGUGGAAGAGGCCACAUCGGAGGUGGAUUCAGCGGCGGAAACGGAGGAUUCGGAGGCGGAGCUGGUGCAGUCGCCGGUGGAUUCGGGGGAAAUGGAGGCGCUGGAUUCAAUGGCGGCCACGGAUUUGGUGGAAAUGGAGGCGCUGUAGUUAGCGGCGGAAGCGGAUUUGGAGGAGCUCAUGGUGUAGGAGGAAGUGUUGGAGGUGGAGCUGGAGGAGGAUUUGGAGGUGUAAAUGGUGGAAUUGGCGGUUUUGGUGCAGGUAAUGGCGGUUUUGGCAGUGGAAAUGGCGGUUUUGUCGCAGGUAAUGGAGGUUUUGGCGGUGGCAACGGCGGAUUUGGCGGUGGCAAAGGCGGAAUUGUUGGAAGCAGUACCAGCUUUGGAGGUGUUGGUGGAGGUAAUGGCCGUCGAAGCUAUGGAAGGAAGUAAACGACAUUUGUCUCAGUUACCAAAGGACGAACUGUUUAAAGAAUAAAUUGAAAUUUUAUGA